UGUAUGUAAACAAGUUCACAUGAAAACUCUGACAGUACAUUCAUUAUUAGUUGAUGAGCAAUACCUGAUUCAGUCGCUGAAAGUUUCUGGAAACGUCAUCAUGGACGAGUCAGCAUUGGAGCGCUACUUCGACAAGUAUAUCGCAAACGAUAACUGGAGGACAGAGCAGGAGGAGGUCACAGAGGAGAAGCAGGAGGAGGUCACGGAGGAGAAGCAGGAGGAGGUCACGGAGGAGAAGCAGGAGGAACUCACUGAGGGGGAAGAGCUGUUUUUAAACUUACUGCCUGAUGAGCUUCUGAUGCUGUUCCCUUCGGACUACGCAGCUGAGAGCAGGACUGCUGAUAACUGGAGGACAGAGCAGGAGGAGGUCACGGAGGAGAAGCAGGAGGAGGUCACGGAGGAGAAGCAGGAGGAACUCACUGAGGAGGAGGAGCUGUUUUUAAAAUUACUGCCUGAUGAGCUUCUGAUGCUGUUCCCUUCGGACAACGCAGCUGAGAGCAGGACUGCUGAUAACUGGAGGACAGAGCAGGAGGAGGUCACGGAGGAGAAGCAGGAGGAGGUCACGGAGGAGAAGCAGGAGGAACUCACUGAGGAGGAGGAGCUGUUUUUAAAAUUACUGCCUGAUGAGCUUCUGAUGCUGUUCCCUUCGGACAACGCAGCUGAGAGCAGGACUGCUGAUAACUGGAGGACAGAGCAGGAGGAGGUCACAGAGAGGAAGCAGGAGGAGGUCACGGAGGAGAAGCAGGAGGAACUCACUGAGGAGGAGAAGCAGGAGGAGGUCACGGAGGAGAAGCAGGAGCCUGAGAUCCUGAGAUUACCGAAACCCACCCCAGUAAUAUGUAAUGUCUUCUCGACGGUGAACCUGGGCUGCCGUUUGGAUCUGCACAGCAUUGCACGAAAUAUGUGGAAUGUGGAGUACAAUCCAAAGAGUUUCAAGGGGCUCAUUAUGAGGAACCGAGCUCCGAAAGCCACAGUGAUCAUGUUCGCUAGUGGGAAAAUGACCUGCUUUGUGAGGGAGAGCAUUAUGAUGGCCCGCCUGAUGGCCAGAAGGUUUGCCCGCAAACUACAGAAGUUUGGCUUCCCUGUCCGGUUCCUCAACUUCAAGAUCCAGAACCUGAUGGCUACUUACAAAGCCUUUCCUGUGGAUUUAAAGACACUGUGCGAGAUCUGCAAGUGGGAAUGCAGUUAUGAUCCACUGAAGUUUAGUGGCCUCUCCUGUAAGGUGAAUCCCAGGAUCAAAGUGACAGUCUUCAGCACUGGGCGCAUUAAUCUGACCGGAGCCAAAUCACCAAAUGAGUUGAAUGAAGCGCUUGAGGCCAUCCUUCCAUUCAUGAGACAGUGCAGGAAGCAGUAAAGACAGACAGGAGCACCUAUGAAGUCUCAAACUGUGCUUACUAAUAAGUGAUUUUAGAGUCAGAUAUCAAUAAACUGAUGAAUGAACAA
Archocentrus centrarchus (flier cichlid) is the source of this 1443-nucleotide messenger RNA. Its product is annotated as TATA-box-binding protein-like. NCBI's taxonomy places the organism in Eukaryota, Metazoa, Chordata, Actinopteri, Cichliformes, Cichlidae. Gene Ontology annotation, biological process: DNA-templated transcription initiation. Bases 20 to 1354 code for a protein of 444 amino acids. The record is from RefSeq and is a predicted model, not a curated record. Gene Ontology annotation, molecular function: DNA binding. The transcript has 10 exons.